This is a messenger RNA of Hemicordylus capensis (graceful crag lizard), 2727 nucleotides long. Its product is annotated as proteoglycan 4-like. NCBI's taxonomy places the organism in Eukaryota, Metazoa, Chordata, Lepidosauria, Squamata, Cordylidae. The transcript has a single exon. The record is from RefSeq and is a predicted model, not a curated record. The coding region runs from base 324 to 2714 and encodes 796 amino acids.
GUUCUGCGCCUGCGCAGGCACCUCUCGGGCCGACUAGGUAGCUCCUCGCGACGCCCAACCGCCCUUCUGCACGUGCUACUGAUCACUACUUAUACUGGGCGGUGGGCGUCUUCCGUUAGUUUCUGUUUGACCGCCAUAGCGUUCAGACCUCGUUUGGGCUCCUCGGUAGCAAAAAGUAAUUUAUUUUCUUGACGGAUAUUAUCGGCUAUUUGGACUUUGGACUGUGUUUUUGGACUGGAAUAAGGCUUUACGGACUAGUUUUGGAGAAAGAUCGGACGGAUUUUUUGGAUUGACCUGGACUGUUAACGACAAACGCUUGAGAAAUGGAGACAAAAACGACCUUCAAGCGAUGUGUGAGGUGUCGGGCUAAGUUGCCCUCCACCGACCACCACGAUUCCUGUCUGCUAUGCCUAGGAGAGGAGCACAACACAGGGGCUUGCAAGAUCUGUUGUGCCUUCUCUAAGCAGACGAGGACAAACCGAGCUCUGCGUCUGAGAGCGGCCCUGUAUGAAGACGCGCUGCGCCCUCCCACCCCUCGACCUGAAACACUGUCGACAUCGGCAUCGGGGAGGGAGGUACACGGAGCUGUAGAUUCACAGUCUAAAACCGUGUCCACCGCUACACCUUUUAAGAGACCCUUGCAGAUCUCUUCUAAGGAACAGAAGCGGCGAGAAAAGAGGCUUCGUCAGGAGGCUGCGGAAGCUGCCGGUACGGGGCACUCUAAUCGGAGUGAACAUAGGCGUGAGACCCCUUCACCAUCAUCGGUGCAAGCUUCUAGUCCAGUAGCGGAUGCUACGGCUUCGCAGAGCACGCGCACCCCGUCAGCAUCGACAUCGAAGCCUCCUCCGGCAUCGACAUCGAAGAAGCCUUCGACAUCGACACCUUCGACAUCGACGCCUUCGACAUCGAAGCCUUCGACAUCGAAGGGAGAGCAAAGAGGAAAGGAUCGCUCGGCUGCGACACCCUCGACAUCGAAGGCGAGCAAGACUAAAGCCUCCUCGACAUCGAGGCCGAGUGAGGACUCUCAUCUGAGAAGGCGCCACUCACUGUCGCCAGCUCAUACACCACAGCAAUCUCCAUCAACCCCAAGGCAACAAGGUAGCCAACGCUCUGAUGGGAGCGCAACUUCGGCUCUCAGGAAGUUGAUGGACUCUGGCCCUAACACUCCAGCUGAGUCCACUUUUCAGGGUUUCCUGAGUGCCGGAUUGGACGAUGAAGAGGAUGAUGAGGAAGCGGUAGAGAGUCCUCCACCUCCUAAGACUCCAUCACUUUCCCCAAGGGCUGCGGCUGAGAGCUUACUUCAAUCACCCAUGGCUGUAGUGCAACCAUUGGCAGGCGUCGCGGAUGGGAGUAUACGCCACCCCACUUCACAGCCUGAGCACACUUGUGGUUUCAGACAUUCUUUGCCGCAUGACUAUGCUGAGUACCUAAGGUGGAAGGCCAUGCAACCUGCCCUACAACAACCGGUGGUGAGAGGUGAUGUGUCACCUGCACCUGGGAAUGGAGAAGGUGUACAAGACACCCCCCGGGAGGAGCAGGCUGUGCCUGUGAGGGCGCCACAGGACAAGCCUAGUGGAAAGCGAAAGAGAAAGAGCACCCCGCCUCCUCCAAGUCCUUCAUCCAAGGAAUCGUCUCCAACUUCGACGCAACGGGAUUUUGAGUCUGACUAUUCAGAUUCAGAUCACGCCAGUCGGCAGGUGGAGCCUUCAUCUGAGGUUCCACCGCGUUUAUCAAGAUCCCCAACAGAAGAACUCAAGGCCUACCAUUCCCUAAUCAGAGAAAUGGCAGAGGCAUUGGGUUUGGACUUGCAACUACCUGAAACGGAGUCUGCUGACCCUGUGUACAACAUGAUGUUUCAGUCGAAAUCUUCCCACCCUGUUUCUCUACCAAUGAUCCCUGCCAUUGCCAAGGCGGCUAAAUCAGCAUGGGACAGCAUACAAUCGGCUAAUCCGACAUCAAAGCGCAUAGAAAACUUAUACAGGAUCCUUGAUGAAGAGAAUACGUACCUGUUACGCCACCCGGAUCCUAACUCCAUGGUGGUGGAUUGCGCGUCAACAUCAAAAGGCAGCCGCCGGCAUACAACUCCUGCGGACAAGGAGGGGAGGAAGAUAGAUGUUUUGGGUCGUAGAUUAUACGCCACAUCGAGCCUAGCUAUACGAAUAGCAAAUUAUGCAGCUUGUAUGGCUCGGUACACCCAUCUGCUGUGGGACAACUUGCUGCAUGAUUCAACAUCAAUGUCCCCAGGAGAGCUACAAGUGAAACUUCAUGAGGUGUUUGACAAGACAACGUCGGUGACAAAACAGCAACUGAGCACGUUCAAGCACUUGGCAGAGACAGAGUCAAGGGCCAUGGUGACCGCAGUCACAAUGCGGCGCCAUGCUUGGCUGCGCGCAACAUCGCUCCAGGGGGACAUGAAAGACCGGGUGGAGAACCUGGCUUUCGAUGGAAAGGGACUUUUCCAUGAGACCACAGAUGCCACUAUGGAGACUCUAAAAAAAUCUAAAUUCACUGCAAAAACGUUUAUGGCACCUACCUCAGCACCUAGUACUCGCACGUACAGUUAUAAUAAACAGCGUGCAUACCGUUAUCAGGAUAGGAGAGAUUAUAGGAGGCAGAAUAGGCCCUAUCAGCGACCAAGGGGCUUCAACAACAACAUCAAGAGCAAAAACCAAAGCGCUAGGAACAGCAAAGAAAGUACUAAGCAAUCUUUUUGAUUACUCUGUCAGC